AUCCCUCGCCCUAUUAAUUAACUAGUUACGGCAAAAGUGUGGAAAUUAAAGGGAGACGAAUCUCGUUGUUGGGAGUCUGGUGGAAGGCGCUUUACACAUCGAUCCCCAGGAAAUUGGUGAGCGUAGUCCCCUACUACCCGUACCACUGGCGGUGGGGAUGACGACAGGCGGAAGGGAGUACGGUACACCUUAUGCCAGUGGGCGGAGCCUUUGACCAAAGAGUUAAUAGAGAUACAAUCGAGGGUGUCUAGUGCACUGCACUCCGGACUGCGGCGUAGGAGGAGUGAAGGGACAGGGGCGAGGGGAGACAGGCGGUAAGUAGGGACCUCGGGUCCCCUAGUUUAGACAUCACUGAGCGACGGAUGGACAGCCAGUCAGACCCGUCACAGCACUCGCUGGAGUACUCGGAAACCUCGGGAAAAGCCGAUAGCAGGAGUCUAUGGAUUGGACCGGCUCCAAAGACGAGCCGAUAAUUAACGCGAGCCGGGCAACCAAACCACACUGGACGCAUGAAUAUUUCUAAGAGCCUCCGCCGCGAGCCUCUCUCUUGCAUUACACGUUCGAAUCUGCCACAACGGAUUCGACAAUUUCUAAGGACUGACUAGUGAAUCACAAGUACGUGCGAUCGCGAAGGGACUCGCGGUAGCCUUCGAGGAACACGGCGCGUGGGACUACGUGUACCGGCACGGUAUUGGUGACACGUGAACAGUGCGUACGAGAGACUGCCGUUGAAAUUAUCGAUUUGGAGUAUUUGCGACUACGUGACAACCGGCGGAUUUUUAAUUAACGCGGCAGAGCGGUACAUUGACGGAGCAGUGGACAGUGAAAAUUAGUGUUUCCUCCUCGAUAUAGCCGCAACGACAUAGUUUCGGCUAUUAACUUUCCGCCGUAAUUUUAUCGGGCACGGGCAUUUUGAUUGCACCUUGGCGUCUUGAUAUUAAAAUGACCCUGUACAUAGCCAGGGAUGUCACGUGCGUUCUGCGACGGGGGGGCGCCAAUCGCCAGUCGCCAACUCGCCAGCACGCCAGUCACCACCACCACCAUCAUCAUUCUCGUCAUCGCGUGCUAUCGGCGGAGAGCUAUGUGGUGCCGCAUCAGGAGCCCCAGCCGGACCACCAGCAGAACACCGGGGCACCGUUGAGAUUCAGCGUCGUCAACAUCCUCAGGCCGGACUUCGGUCGCGAGGCACUUCGUACGAAUCCACCCGUCCCGACCGCGUUGUUACAAUUGCCGGAACACACCCCGCCACCGCUCCCGAGGGACCUCAGUCUAUCGUCUGCCCGACUGUCACCGCAGUCGGUCCACAAAGAAAAGGACAAUUUACCGUCGCACAAUGGGCCCACGUCGCCGUUGCAAAGGCAGAACGGAUUGAGUAGAAGCGGCAGCUUAGAGAGUCUCGAGUCCAGCAGGAGCUCGGUCAACAGUAGCACAGUCACCGGCCCGCCCUCCUUGUGUUCUACGUCGUCUACGGUCGGCGGCGAUUCUGUAAACGGCGACGGCACAGCCGGCGGCAGUUCCGGUAGCACAAAUCAGCAAAAUGGCACGAGCAGCCAGAGCCAAUUGUGGCCCGCCUGGGUCUACUGCACGAGAUAUUCCGACAGGCCGUCCUCCGGCCCGCGCACGAGGCGAGUCAAACGUCCGCAGAAGACCGGCACGCCGGAAGAGAAGAGGCCCAGGACGGCCUUCAGCGCUGAACAAUUGGCCAGGCUGAAGCGGGAAUUCGCGGAGAAUCGAUAUUUGACGGAGAGAAGGCGGCAGCAUCUCUCGCGGGAGUUGAACCUCAAUGAAGCGCAGAUCAAGAUUUGGUUUCAGAACAAGCGGGCGAAAAUGAAGAAGGCGACCGGACAGAAGAAUCCGCUGGCCCUUCAGCUAAUGGCGCAAGGUCUUUACAAUCACUCCACCGUGCCGGUGGACGAGGACGGCGAAGAGAUCGUAACCGGAAGAGAUCAUUGAGGCUCGCAUAAAUUCAGAUGCCAGCGACGAAACGGAGAGUUAGAGACUAGAUUGAUACUGUAGGCGCUUCUAGAAGCUGCCAUCAGCUUCAACAAAGAGAGACACCGAUAAAUACGAAUAUUAUUUAUGGGACAAUUUCGAGUACGCAACGAUUACUAUGAUUGAGCAAAGACUGAAAUACACAUGACAAAACUAUCGUGGAGAGAAAUGAAAUCCACGUGACAGUUUUAUAAAAGUGCAAUCUAGAAUAUUAACAGACCCUUAAUUUAUCGGAUGUCGAUAGAUAUAACAUUUUUUUUAAUUAGCAAGGAGGUUUUUAUAGCGUAUCGUAGAAAAUGAUUUCCCCUCGGUAUUUUCGUGCUUAAACUGGACGGGCGUUCACAGAGUUCGACGGUUUUGCUUAUUCUAACAAUUCUGAAUAAACUCAAUUACAUAUACUUUGAAAAAGUAUUCUAGAAGACCGGGAACGACGGAAAGAUUAAAUUCCUUUCUCAAAGAAAGGGUAAUUUACCAUCUCGAUCUUAACUUAUGUAUUUCUUAACUAAUCUAUCUUUCUAUUUUAUCCUUACAGAAAGUUUCGUGGUAGUUUUUACCUAUUGUCUGUUGCCAAUCCUCGCAACGGGGGAAAAAAAAUAUUGUGUGUGACAAAUUUUAACAUUUUUAAACGCGAGUCAAAAGGUUGCUUUGGUCGUAUUGCAUACGAAGUCCUAAAAUUUAGAUUACACUUAGCCAGUAUGUUAAUUCUGAGACUUAAUAUCUGUCGGCUAGACACACAAGUAUGUAGGCUAUACGUACGUUCAGGUUAGCUUGCAAUACGAGUUUCCUAUAAAUUAAAUGUAAACUAUUUAUUUGUACAUAUAGCGAUUAUGCAUUAUGUAAAUAUAGCGGCAGAUUGUGGCUCUUGUCUAUAUAGUCUAUGUAAGAUAUAAACUAGAGAUUAGAUAUAGUGAUUAUUAUAUCACUGCGUGAAACAGAUCUCACAUUGUAUAUUCCUCGUAUAUACAAAUCUAGAUACAAAUGUUAUACAUCUUGCAGUUGGACGGAAAGUAUGUAUAACGUAUCUAUAUAAUGUUUUCCGCAAUAGGUGACUAUAAUAUUCCAUGUAAUCCGCUUACACUUCGCCAUCGAUUAAAUCAAAGUAAAAGGAAUCUCUUGCCCUCGACACGCGCAUUCUCCUCCACCUUUUCCUCAUCUCUCACAACUUAUUCGUAAUGAAUAUUAAUCAAUAUUGAUGCA
Messenger RNA from Vollenhovia emeryi, 3189 nucleotides. Its product is annotated as homeobox protein engrailed-1a-like. Gene Ontology annotation, biological process: neuron differentiation; multicellular organism development; regulation of transcription by RNA polymerase II. The transcript has 2 exons. Gene Ontology annotation, molecular function: RNA polymerase II cis-regulatory region sequence-specific DNA binding; DNA-binding transcription factor activity, RNA polymerase II-specific. Bases 943 to 1953 code for a protein of 336 amino acids. NCBI's taxonomy places the organism in Eukaryota, Metazoa, Arthropoda, Insecta, Hymenoptera, Formicidae. Gene Ontology annotation, cellular component: nucleus. The record is from RefSeq and is a predicted model, not a curated record.